AUGGCGACAGGAGUACAGAUUAUUCACAACCAGCAGAUAGCUCAUCCUGCUGUCAUAGCCGUCGGCACACAUGCGAACGCUCUGGGACCCGAUAAUUACAACCUGUCAAGUUUCAUUGAAGCGUGGCAGGGUGCAGCAUGGCAGGGUCUGCCACGGGAACGAGGCCGAUAUCCUUGGCCGGAUAGGAUAGACCGACAGUUGUCGCGGAGCGUAAUGCAUAUUGAUUACAUGGACCUGGAGGGAGACAGAUACGAUGUGCAGGGCAUAGACUGGGAGGACCUUGGUGUAACGAGGGGGGAGGCCCGCGAACGGAGGUUGAACACGUACAAAAAUUAUGUCAACGUUCCCGACUCGGACCGCUGGGAGGAGACCCAGGCACUUCUGCCCAGUACUGAUGAUUACUUCAGAUUCCGCGGCCUGGACGUCCGGAGGAACAUCAAUCUUGCACACUUCCAGCUCCGCAAUGUCCUGGCCUCCACCUCCCGGAGCUCAGUCUUCUAUCCCAGCCAGUUCGCCAUCAACGAGUUCAACCCAAUUACCGGCAAGACCAAAUUGGGCAUGCGCUCACAAGAGAUCCCGCAUUUUCAGGUCUCCACCCUGACAGCGGGUCACGACACCCUGGUGGCAGGAGGAUUCUUUGGCGAGUACCUUUUCCGAAGGCUGUCCUCGGAGGGUAGCGCAGACACACACGAAGGGACGAUCACGAGUGAUAAUAGCGGAAUUACGAACCACGUCCAAAUUUAUGCGUCGCGCACAUCUUCUAGUCCAAGAGCCGCAUUUGCCUCCAAUGACAACGGCUUCCGUGUCCUGGAUAUCGAGACGGAAAAGUUUGUCUCGGAAACGUAUUUCCCAAACCCCGUCAACUGCUCGGCCAUCUCUCCAGACCGCCGCCUGCAGGUCAUGGUCGGCGAUCAGCGGCAGGUGCUCAUCACCAAGGCAGAAGCGGAUGGUGAGCCCGAGGUCCUGAGAACGCUCGACGGUCACAGGGAUUUUGGUUUUGCGUGCGACUGGGCAGAUGACGGCUGGACGGUAGCGACGGGGUUUCAGGACAAGUCUGUCAAGAUCUGGGAUGCACGCCGAUGGACUGAUGCCCAGGGGGUGCCCACUCCAGUGUGCACACUCCGAUCUGAGGUCGCAGGCGUCCGAUCCCUCCGCUUCUCACCGCUUGGCUCCGGCAAGCGGGUGCUCGUGGCAGCCGAGGAGGCAGAUUUUGUCAACAUUUACGAUGCCCAGACAUUCCAGUCGAAGCAGACCUUCGACUUCUUUGGUGAGAUUGGUGGCACCUCCUUUGUGAACGAGGGCCAAGACCUGCACGUGCUGUGCUGUGAUCCGAACAGAGGCGGCCUCUUUAGGCUCGAGAGGUGUGGCAUGGGUGCAGAGCGGCAUCAUGACCCUGAAGACCUCGGGAUGAGGCCCUAUGUCGCAUGCACAGAUAGCAGCUACGACUGGCAGGAAUUCAAGGUCACGCCGCUACGGCGACCUCGAUAUUGUGAGACACGGCGGCGGCGAGCUAUCACUCCACACUUGCUUCAGCCCUUCUAACGACAGAAAAUAAUCAAAACAACUCGACGAGUUUCCGACAACAACAUAUACAGAGCUACCACACAAGACUUACCUACCUGCCGAGACUUGAUUUAAUGAUAACGCACAUGAUACCCCG
Messenger RNA from Cryphonectria parasitica EP155, 1660 nucleotides. Its product is annotated as WD40 repeat-like protein. Lineage: Eukaryota; Fungi; Ascomycota; Sordariomycetes; Diaporthales; Cryphonectriaceae. Gene Ontology annotation, molecular function: protein binding. The record is from RefSeq and is a predicted model, not a curated record. Bases 1 to 1542 code for a protein of 513 amino acids. The transcript has 2 exons.